Messenger RNA from Capsicum annuum, 294 nucleotides. RefSeq names its product secreted RxLR effector protein 161-like. The transcript is spliced from 2 exons. The coding region runs from base 1 to 294 and encodes 97 amino acids. The record is from RefSeq and is a predicted model, not a curated record. Lineage: Eukaryota; Viridiplantae; Streptophyta; Magnoliopsida; Solanales; Solanaceae.
AUGAAAGAUAUUCCUUAUACAUCAAUAGUUGAGAGUCUUAUGUAUGCCCAAACAUGUAGAAGGACAGACAUCAGUUUUGCUGUUGGAAUGCUUGGUCGAUAUCAAAAUAUGGUUGGAUAUUCAGAUUCAGAUAAUGCUGGUUGUGUGGACAUAAGAAAAUCCAUAUUUGGAUAUUUGUUUUUCUUAGCUGGAGGAGCAAUAUCAUGGAAGAGUGCGAAACAGUCUGUUAUAGCUGCAUCCAUUAUGGAAGCUGAGUUUGUGGCAUGCUUUGAGGCCACAGUCCAGGCUAAUUGA